Trematomus bernacchii (emerald rockcod) is the source of this 1881-nucleotide messenger RNA. RefSeq names its product sialate O-acetylesterase-like. Gene Ontology annotation, biological process: carbohydrate metabolic process. The transcript has 8 exons. The record is from RefSeq and is a predicted model, not a curated record. NCBI's taxonomy places the organism in Eukaryota, Metazoa, Chordata, Actinopteri, Perciformes, Nototheniidae. Gene Ontology annotation, molecular function: sialate O-acetylesterase activity.
CUCAAAAACUGGCUCAGGUUACAUGACAAUGAGGGAGUCCAUGCUUAAUAUAAAAUAAAUAUUGACAAUUAACAAUGCGGUGGGGAGAUUGAUGGAUGUGUGUGACUGUGGUGCUGAAGGUGACUGUCUUUACAGGUACCUGGCGGGUCACUCUAGACCCUGUUGAAGCUGGAGGUCCCUACAAUGUGACAGCAGCUGUGCAGAACAUCACAGCUGUUCUGACAGACGUGCUGUUUGGAAAUGUUUGGCUGUGUGGAGGGCAGAGCAACAUGUUCUUGAAAUUAUCUCAGAUUUUCAAUGCAUCAGAGGAGCUGAAGCGUGCAGCACAUUAUCCUCAUGUGAGGACUUUUAUGGCAUCCCAGAAAAAGAGUGAAACUGAGCAAACUGAUUUGAUUGACGUCCAAAUGCCCUGGUCUGUGCAGCCAGCAAAUCUGGCAGGAUUCUCUGCAGUGUGCUGGCUCUUUGGGCGUAAUUUGUUUGAGAAGCUGCAGUACCCCAUAGGACUGGUGGAGACCAGUUGGGGAGGCACACCUAUCGAAGCCUGGUCCUCUGCAAGAGCACUGCAGCAGUGUGGACUACUACAUGAGUCAAAGAGCAGAAAACAUUAUCGCAAUCCUCAAGAGAAUUCAGUCUUGUGGAAUGCAAUGAUCCACCCACUGCUCAACAUGACCAUCAAAGGAGCCAUCUGGUACCAAGGGGAGGCAAAUUAUAACUAUCAUCAAAAGAAGUACAACUGUUCCUUCCCUGCUAUGAUUGAUGACUGGAGGAUGGCGUUUCAUCAGGGCUCAGGCGGGCAGACAGCUCCCGAUUUCCCUUUUGGAUUUGUCCAGCUGAGUACCUGGAACAAAAAAUCCAAAAGUGACGCCUUUCCGAAUAUCCGCUGGCACCAGACAGCAGAUACCGGCUUUGUCCCAAAUCCCCGGAUGCAGAACACUUUUAUGGCUGUGGCUAUGGAUUUACCAGAUGAAAGAUCUCCCUAUUACCCGAUCCAUCCCCGAGACAAGCAGGACGUAGCCUUCAGACUGUCAUUGGGAGCAAGGGCAGUGGCGUAUGGUGAGCAGGACGUGGCCUUUCGUGGACCUUUCCCAAACCAAAUCCUGUCCACUCCAAAGUAUCUCGAGGUUACCUACGACCAAGAAGUCUCUGUCACUCCGUCUGAAAACAUCUUUGAGAUCUGUUGCUCAGAGAGUGAGUCUCCAUGGGAUCCUCAGGCUCAUUGGGUUCCAGCUCCCAUCAUGCAGUGGGGUCCGACCACUGUCCAGUUAUCUACCAGCUUGUGUUCUCCCACUGAACAAGUAGCUGCUCUGCGGUAUGCAUGGAGAGACUGGCCCUGUGACUUUAAAGCCUGUCCAAUCUACAGCGCCAGUUAGAUUUUACCUGCUCCUCCUUUUAUUUCCACCAACCUCCAGCCAAAGGAUGAUGGAAAGUAAGGAGGAGCUGUCAACAAAAUGUACCAGGUGAUUGUAACUAAGUCAAACUCAGCUAAUGUUGUUUUCACCUAUUUAAAGGGAAUGAAAGAAAGAUGUUUUCAUUUCAUUUGGUCAUUUUGUUUUAGUGUUUUCCUUGUUUGGAUUGAUGUAACACUAAAGGCAGUGAAAGCAUUUAGAGGAAAUAAGUUGCUGUACUUCAUUGUCAGUUUCUGUUGAUUGUUUGGAUUCUAGUUUGGAUUGAUAAUACAAUUAGAUAUUUCAUUUGGGUGGGUAUGAGUAAAUUGAUUAUUCUCAGAGAGGGCAGUAUUUACUCCGUAUCAGAAUAGAGAUUAAAACCAUUACACUAAUGAUGCUAUGCAAUGAUUUAGUUGGAAAGUUUGGAAAUUCUGUCACAUUUUAUUUUAUUUUAACAAAAGAAUGUUCCACUAAUAAAUGUCAAAUCAACAACUUA